AUCAACAUCGGAAAAUUCAUAAUGGAGAGAAACGUUACAAUUGUAGAGAAUGUGGCAAGGCCUUUAGAUGGUUCUCACACCUUACUACGCAUCAGAGAGUUCAUACUGGAGAGAAGCCUUAUAUGUGUAGAGAAUGUGGCAAAGCUUUUAGCAAUCUUUACUGUCUUAAUACACAUCAGAGAGUUCAUACAGGAGAGAAACCUUAUAAAUGUGGAGAAUGUGGCAAAACCUUUAGCCAGUCUUCAUCCCUUACUUAUCAUCAGAGAGCACACGGGAGAAAAGCCUUACAAAUGUAGAGACUGUGGCAAAGCUUUUAACGAUUUUUCCUCUCUUCAUUCACAUCAGAGAGUUCAUACAGGAGAGAAACCUUAUCAAUGUAGAGAAUGUGGCAAAACCUUUAGCCAUUCUUCAUCCCUUACUCGUCAUCAGAGAGGUCACACGGGAGAGAAACCUUAUAAAUGUAGAGAAUGUGGCAAAUCCUUUGUCACCUCCUCAGUCCUUACUAUACAUCAAAGAGUUCAUUCUGGAGAGAAGCCUUAUAAAUGUAGAGAAUGUGGCAAAUCCUUUGUCAGCUCCUCACACCUUGCUUCACAUCAGAGAGUUCACAGAGGAGAGAAGUCUUAUAAAUGUAUAGAAUGUGGUAAAGGUUUUUCGCACACCUCAAGCCUGAAUGAACAUCGUCAAAUUCAUAAUGGAGAGAAACAUUACAAAUGUGGCGAAUGUGGCAAAACCUUUAGACGGUUCUCACACCUUACUAGGCAUCAGAGAGUUCAUACUGGAGAGAAGCCUUAUAUAUGUGGAGAAUGUGGCAAAGCUUUUAGCGAUUACUCCUAUCUUAAUAUACAUCAGAGAAUUCAUACAGGGGAGAAACCUUAUAAAUGUAGAGUAUGUGGCAAAGCCUUUAGUCAUUCCUCCUCUCUUAAUACACAUCAGAGAGUUCAUUCUGGAGAGAAGCUUUAGAAAUGUAGAGAAUGUGGCACAUCCUUUAUCAGCUAUGCAAGUCUUACUAAUCAUCUAAGUGUUCAUACUUAAGGUAGGCCUUAUAAGUAUAGAGAAUGUGGUAAAGGAUUCCUUGACGCAUCAAACCUGAAUGGAUAUCGGAAAAUUCAUAAUGGAGAGAAACAUUACAAAUGUAAAGAAUGUAACAGCCAUUUAUCAAUGUUCAUGCCUUACAGUACAGCAGAGAGUUUAAACUUCAUAGAAGUCUUACAGAUGUGAGUAGGGUUGUAAGAAGUCCUUGACCAGCUGUGAGAACUUACUGGACAUCACAGAAUUCAUACUGGAAGGAAUCCUUAUGAAUGUGAAAAAUGUAAAAAGCCAUUAAUAGCCAUUCAGAUAUUACUGUACUUGGAGACUUUAUUACAAAAAGAUACCUUACAAAUGUAGAAAGUGGGUUGGGGCCUUUAUCCAAAGCUCAAAAUUUACUGAACUCAGAGAUUAUUUAGUGGAUGAAAGUCUUAGACUGUGAAAAAAAAUGUGAGAAAACCCUUAACCUGUGGUUAAACGUAACAUCUUAGGCGUCAUUCUAAAGAGAAAGAGCAAUAAUAUAAAGUAUUUGGCCAAAGAUUAAACCAUGGUUGAAGCUUCACAGAAUGAUAAAAUUAGUUCCUGAAAAAUUUGAGGCAUAUGUCAAAGUGUUUAUCUUCUAGUAUAUGUCAUACUACACCUCAUAAUUAUUACUGGAUAGAAACCCAGCAGAUACAAAGAAUUUGACAAAGCUUACUCAGAAUGCAAACCUUACCUGAACUCAUACUGGGGAGAAACAAUACAAAUGUAAACUGUUGGGGCCCAGAUUUAAGCUGGCAAGGUCCUUGCACCUGAAGGGGCUAGCAAGACUGGGACCCUUACCUACACAGUUUUCCAAGACUUGUUUGGAUGGCGAUUAUCAGUAGAAUAAGAGCAACCUUUGUAGAAUGAGAACAGCCUUUCAUGGCUUACCAAGAAGUCUGUUACUAUUUACUGAGAUAUGCUGUACUGAGAACUUGUCCUAUUCUGUCCCUCCCUUAGAGUUUAAGAGGAACAAAGAAUACAUUCCUCUUGACAGACCUCCAAUUCAGUGUGUUGUGUAUAAAUAGGAUUUUGUGGCUAAUAAAGUUGCUUCAGUUCCUCUAUAGCUGUAGUCCUCCCAACCCCCCUUUCCUGUCGUUCUUUCUUUUAUCAAUUCCCACCUCCCUGCCUCAGCCCAGCUCAACCUGUCAGGCUGGCCCUGACAGUAAACAAUGUCCUAAAGAUUUCAGUCAGCAUCCGUAGCUUAUUCCUCACAUUGGAAUUCAUUCUAGAGGGAAACCUUAAAUCUGAAGAAUCUGGGAAAUCAUAUAGUUGGACCUACAGUCUCAGUCAGUAUUAGGGAUUGUAAUCGUGUAAUUCUACAUUCAUGAUAUAGGAGGGAGGACUUUUGUUCAAACUGUAGAGUUUACAAAUUUCCAAGGAAUUUGUGCCUUAAAGUGACUUUAAAGAUGUACAAACUUGAUCGAAAUAUAUAAUUGAUUAUGAAUUUUAAAGUAUCACUGAAUUCACACUAGAUAGGUCGCCAUAAUGCCUUUCAGGUAUUGCCCUCAGUCAGAAUGUUUAUUACAUAGUGUCCUCCAAACUUUAAAUGUAGUUAGCUAAUAUUUUGUAUGUUUGACCAUAUCAAAAGAAGUGAUGUUUCCAUAUGUACAGUUUCUUAGAGUGUUACCUGUUUUAUAUUGAAAUCAAUUGAAGUAUUUUGAAAAGGAAAUAAUGUGAUUCUACUCCCAUAUCA
This is a messenger RNA of Myotis myotis, 2743 nucleotides long. RefSeq names its product zinc finger protein 239-like. The record is from RefSeq and is a predicted model, not a curated record. Lineage: Eukaryota; Metazoa; Chordata; Mammalia; Chiroptera; Vespertilionidae.